GCGCCCGCCGGGCCUCGGCACCCUCCAGGGGGGUGGCCGAGGUGCUGGGAAGCUUCGGCCACAGCAUCUGCGCCCCCGAGCCGGGCGCCGGGGCGCGGCGAGCCUGGAGAAGUUGGCGAGGAGCUCUGGAGAACUCAGGCCUUUCCAAGCUGUGCUGCCGCCUGAGCUCUGGAUCCACCUGGCUGUGGUGGCCUGUGGUGAUCGGCUGGAGGAGACACUGGUCAUGUUGAAAUCAGCUGUGCUCUUCAGCCACAGGAAGAUUCAGUUUCACAUCUUCACAGAAGAAUCUCUGAAGCCCGAGUUUGAUAAACAGUUACGACAGUGGCCUGACUCGUAUACAAAGAAGUUUGAGCACAGAAUCUACCCCAUCACAUUUUCAGUUGGAAACCCUCAGGAAUGGAAGAAAUUGUUUAAACCCUGUGCUGCCCAGAGACUCUUUCUUCCGGUGAUUUUAAAGGACGUGGACUCACUUCUCUAUGUAGACACUGAUGUUGUCUUUCUAAGACCUGUUGAUGACAUCUGGAAGUUUCUGAGGCAGUUUAAUUCUACCCAGCUUGCAGCCAUGGCACCUGAGCACGAGAUCCCGAAGAUUGGCUGGUAUAGCCGCUUUGCUCGGCACCCAUUCUAUGGCACUGCAGGAGUUAAUUCAGGAGUCAUGCUAAUGAAUUUAACUCGCAUAAGAAGUGCCCAGUUUAAGAACAGCAUGAUUUCAACAGGCUUGGCUUGGAAAGACAUGUUGUACCCUCUGUACCAGAAGUAUAAGAAUGCCAUCACAUGGGGAGACCAGGAUUUAUUAAAUAUCAUUUUUUAUUUCAAUCCAGAGUGUCUCUACGUGUUCCCCUGCCAGUGGAAUUACCGUCCUGAUCACUGCAUGUAUGGAAGCAACUGCAAAGAGGCUGAACGAGAAGGUGUGUCCGUCCUUCAUGGGAACCGAGGUGUCUACCAUGAUGAUAAGCAGCCAGCUUUCAAAGCACUCUAUGAAGCAAUCAGAGAUUUUCCCUUUCAAGACAAUCUCUUUCAAUCCAUGUACUACCCUCUUCAGCUGAAGUUUCUGGAGACUGUACAUACUUUAUGUGGACGAAUCCCACAAGUUUUUCUGAAGCAAAUUGAGAAAACAAUGAAAAGGGCUUAUGAGAAACAUGUCAUCAUCCAUGUAGGCCCCAACCAGAUGCACUGAAUAUUUUGCAUUCUUGCAAGUCAACUAAGCAUCUCAUGAGCAAGGAAAUCUUGAUCUUUAAGCUGCCUGGAUCUUUUGUACAUGAUUAUUUAAUGGUGCUCCAUGACAAUUGAUUUUAAAAAACCUUGUUAAAUGUUGCUAAAUUAGUUGCCCACAAGAGGGGUUAUGCUUUAGUUUUUUUAAUGCUAAAAAG
Condylura cristata (star-nosed mole) is the source of this 1370-nucleotide messenger RNA. It is a transcript of the gene GXYLT2, whose product is annotated as glucoside xylosyltransferase 2. The transcript is spliced from 7 exons. NCBI's taxonomy places the organism in Eukaryota, Metazoa, Chordata, Mammalia, Eulipotyphla, Talpidae. Gene Ontology annotation, biological process: protein O-linked glycosylation via N-acetylgalactosamine. The record is from RefSeq and is a predicted model, not a curated record. Gene Ontology annotation, molecular function: UDP-xylosyltransferase activity. The coding region runs from base 224 to 1177 and encodes 317 amino acids.